UGUGGGAGGGAAGGAAAGAGCGAGGCAGAAAGAACAGAUAACUGGUAAAUGGUAAGGAGCACAGAGCAAACAAAAGAGAUCACAAAACUUGAAUUCGCCUUUUGGUGUACGAGAAUCUUUUCUAUGUGCGAUCUUAUGUCAUCGGCGCGACAUCACUUCUGAAAGCAAAGCGCAAGUAAGCCGGGCCAAACGCUCUCUCACGAGAAGGGCGAGUCCGCCCGUCGCGGUAGUAGCUGUGGUGUAGUGGUGGUAAUAAAGUAGUAGUAGAAGAGGAGAGAGUGGUGGUAGUGUCGUCGCGUCGCAGCCGCCACCGCGGCUACACACUCGUUGGUCGCGCAUCGUGGCGACAGCUAGUAGCGGCAGCCGCCGUCCUCGUCGUCGUGUGUCGUUAGGCUCGGUCAGACUCGGCUGCGAUCGAGUCGAUCGUGUCGCGUACGCGAGUACGGUAACGUACGCGACUUAACAUCGUGCGAGCUACUUGAACGGGAACGUUGUGCGCGAGAUAACGAGAAGGAGCGAGACCAGGAACGGGCGGCGACAGACUGGAGGAGAGAAAAAGAGAGAGAAAGAAAGAGAGAGGCAGUCGCGGGUUAAAAGCGGAUAAAGGCAGCAGCAACAGCUUCGCCGCGUCGUGUGUGCGCGCUCGCUAAACAAAGAUGGCGGACGUGGACUCGAGGGUAGACCGGUCCGAUCCGGAGCUGCGUUUCUUGUCGGUCGACAGGAACAGCUUCAACGACCCGGCCACUCAAGCGGAAUGGACGCAGAAGAAGCUGGUGUGGGUGCCUCACGAGAGCCAGGGCUUCGUCGCCGCCGGUAUCAAGGGCGAGCGCGGCGACGAGGUCGAGGUGGAGAUCGCAGAAACCGGCAAGCGCGUACUCGUCGCGAAGGACGACAUACAGAAGAUGAAUCCGCCCAAGUUCGACAAGGUCGAGGACAUGGCGGAGCUCACCUGCCUCAACGAGGCGUCUGUGCUGCAUAACCUCAAGGACCGCUACUACUCCGGACUGAUUUAUACGUACUCCGGCCUCUUCUGCGUCGUGGUGAACCCCUACAAGAGAUUGCCGAUAUACACAGAAAAGAUCAUGGAGAGGUAUAAAGGCAUCAAGAGACAUGAAGUGCCGCCGCACGUAUUCGCCAUUACUGAUACGGCUUAUCGCUCUAUGCUGCAAGAUCGCGAGGACCAGUCGAUUCUCUGCACCGGUGAGUCCGGCGCUGGCAAGACCGAGAACACGAAGAAAGUGAUUCAGUACUUGGCCUAUGUGGCCGCCUCGAAACCCAAGUCGAACGCGACUCCGAGCCCGGCAUUAAUCAUAGGAUCUGGGAAUGUCACGGAAAAGUUUGCGGGAGAGCUCGAGCAACAACUUCUCCAGGCAAAUCCAAUUUUGGAAGCAUUUGGUAAUGCAAAGACCGUGAAGAAUGACAACUCGUCUCGCUUUGGUAAAUUUAUCAGAAUAAAUUUCGACGCAUCCGGUUACAUAGCCGGCGCAAACAUCGAGACAUACCUUUUGGAAAAGUCGAGAGCUAUUCGGCAAGCGAAAGAUGAAAGGACCUUCCACAUAUUUUACCAGCUGCUGGCAGGCGCCUCGCCGGAGCAGAAAAAGGAAUUUAUACUGGAAGAUCCGAAGCACUAUCCUUUCUUGUCGAAUGGAGCCUUACCGGUGCCCGGUGUCGACGAUUCUGCCGAAUUUUUCUCCACUGUGAAAUCGAUGCAUAUAAUGGGUAUGACUAAUGAGGAUUUCUCAUCCAUCUUUCGUAUUGUUUCCGCCGUUAUGCUGUUCGGCUCGAUGCAGUUCCGCCAAGAACGUAAUUCCGAUCAAGCGACUCUACCGGACAAUACGGUGGCCCAAAAGAUCUCGCAUCUGCUAGGUCUAAGCGUGACCGAAAUGACAAAGGCCUUCUUGAAGCCGCGCAUCAAGGUCGGUCGCGACUUCGUGACGAAAGCGCAAACGAAGGAGCAGGUGGAGUUUGCCGUGGAAGCGAUAUCAAAGGCAUGUUACGAGAGAAUGUUCCGCUGGCUAGUGAACAGAAUCAACAGAUCGCUGGAUAGAACGAAGCGACAAGGUGCCAGCUUUAUCGGUAUCCUGGACAUGGCUGGUUUCGAGAUAUUCGAAUUGAACUCUUUCGAGCAGCUCUGCAUUAAUUACACGAACGAGAAGCUGCAGCAGUUGUUCAACCAUACGAUGUUCAUUCUUGAGCAGGAGGAGUAUCAGCGAGAAGGCAUCGAGUGGAAGUUCAUUGAUUUUGGGCUUGAUCUACAACCUACGAUCGACCUGAUUGACAAACCUAUGGGCAUAAUGGCACUAUUGGACGAGGAGUGCUGGUUCCCCAAGGCCACAGACAAGACGUUCGUGGAGAAGCUGGUAGGCGCGCACAGCGUGCAUCCGAAGUUCAUGAAGACCGACUUCCGCGGUGUGGCCGACUUCGCCAUCAUUCACUAUGCCGGAAAGGUGGACUAUUCCGCCGCCAAAUGGCUAAUGAAGAACAUGGAUCCGUUGAACGAGAACGUUGUAAGUCUACUGCAAGCUUCACAGGAUCCGUUCGUGUGCCACAUUUGGAAAGACGCAGAAAUCGUGGGCAUGGCGCAACAGGCGCUCACAGACACCCAGUUCGGUGCGAGAACCAGGAAAGGCAUGUUUAGAACGGUUUCGCAGUUGUACAAAGAACAGUUAGCCAAACUAAUGGUGACGCUGCGAAACACGAAUCCAAAUUUUGUCCGGUGUAUCAUACCGAAUCACGAGAAGAGAGCCGGUAAGAUCGACGCGCCGCUGGUGUUGGAUCAACUGCGAUGUAACGGAGUGUUGGAAGGCAUUCGUAUUUGCCGGCAAGGUUUUCCCAACAGAAUUCCGUUCCAAGAGUUCAGACAGCGUUAUGAGCUACUUACUCCGAACGCCAUUCCAAAGGGUUUUAUGGACGGCAAGAAAGCUUGCGAAAAGAUGAUUCAAGCUUUAGAAUUGGAUCCGAAUCUUUAUCGUGUUGGACAAUCCAAGAUUUUCUUCCGUGCCGGUGUGUUGGCUCACUUAGAAGAAGAGAGAGAUUACAAGAUCACGGACAUAAUCGUUAACUUCCAAGCCUUUUGUCGCGGUUUCCUAGCCAGACGUAAUUAUCAGAAGCGUCUGCAACAAUUGAAUGCAAUUCGUAUUAUUCAAAGAAAUUGUGCGGCUUACUUGAAGUUGCGCAAUUGGCAAUGGUGGAGGCUUUACACCAAAGUGAAGCCUCUGCUAGAGGUUACGAAACAAGAGGAGAAGCUCACGCAAAAGGAGGACGAGCUGAAACAAGUGCGCGAUAAACUGGAGCUGCAGUUACACUCGGCUCAAGAGUACGAACGUAAAUAUCAGCAGGCCAUCGAGGAAAAAACUAUGUUGGCGGAACAAUUACAAGCAGAAGUCGAGCUCUGUGCGGAGGCCGAAGAGAUGAGAGUGAGGUUAGCCGCAAGAAAGCAAGAACUUGAGGAAGUCUUACACGAUCUGGAAGCGCGUAUUGAAGAAGAGGAAGACCGAUGCGCCGGUUUGAAUCAAGAGAAAAAGAAAUUACAGUUGAAUAUCAGUGAUUUGGAGGAGCAAUUGGAGGAGGAAGAAGCUGCUAGGCAAAAACUUCAACUGGAGAAGGUCCAAUGCGAUGCAAAGAUCAAGAAGUUAGAAGAAGAUCUCGCUCUUUCGGACGACACUAAUCAGAAAUUGCUGAAAGAGAAAAAGAUGCUCGAGGAACGAGCCAAUGAUCUCUCACAAACUUUGGCGGAGGAAGAGGAGAAAGCGAAACAUCUUUCAAAAUUGAAAGCCAAGCAUGAAGCGACAAUCGCCGAUCUCGAAGAGAGACUUCUCAAAGAUCAUCAGCAACGUCAGGAGGUGGAUAGGUCUAAGCGGAAGGUCGAGACUGAAGUCUCAGAUUUGAAAGAACAGUUGGCUGAGAGGAAAACGCAAGUCGAAGAAUUGCAACUUCAACUUGGCAAGCGCGAGGAAGAACUCAAUCAGGUUAUGGCGAAAAUGGACGAAGAGGGCGCCGCUAAGGCUCAAGCUCAGAAGGCUCUCAGAGAAUUGGAGUCACAAUUAGCCGAGCUGCAGGAAGACUUGGAAGCCGAAAAGGCGGCUAGAGGUAAAGCGGAAAAACUGAGACGUGACUUGAACGAGGAAUUGGAAGCAUUGAAGAACGAAUUGCUAGAUUCUCUGGACACCACGGCGGCCCAACAGGAAUUGAGAAGUAAACGAGAGCAAGAACUCGCGACACUGAAGAAGAAUCUGGAGGAGGAAACCUCGCUGCAUGAAGCCACGCUCGCUGACAUGCGUCACAAGCACACGCAAGAACUAACUGCGUUGAACGAACAGAUGGACGCGUUGAAAAAGACGAAAGCAGCUCUGGAAAAAGCGAAGGGCACUCUGGAAGCCGAGAACGCCGACCUGGCGACGGAAUUGAGAUCGGUCAGUGCGAGUAGACAGGAAUCCGAUCGUCGUCGUAAGCAGGCGGAGCAACAACUGGUGGAGAUAAAUGCGAAACUGGCCGAAGUGGAGAGGAACAAACAGGAAUUGGCCGAGAAAGUGACGAAACUGCAACAAGAAGCGGAAAGCGUGAUGCAGCAACUUGAAACCGCCGAGCUGAAAGCAUCCGCGGCGCUCAAGGCGUCAGCCACUUGUGAGUCGCAGUUUACUGAACUUCAGCAGCGGCUGGAGGAAGAGACCCGACAGAAACUGGCUCUCAGUUCGAAGCUACGUGCACUGGAAAGCGAGAAGGAGAGCCUUCGCGAUCAGCUCGAAGAGGAAGAGGAGGCGAAACGUGCCUUGGACAAGCAAGUAUUAGGUCUGAAUAUACAGUUGGCUGAAGCGAAAAAACGCGCCGAUGAGGAAGCGGAAGCAGCUGUUGCACUUGAAGAGGCUAGAAAACGUUGCACGAAAGACAUUGAGGCUCUUCAGAGACAGGUCGAGGAAUUACAAGCGGCCAACGACAAGCUAGACAAGUCAAAGAAGAAAAUCCAGGCAGAACUGGAAGACAGCAUUAUCGAGCUCGAGGCGCAACGAGCGAAAGUACUCGAGCUGGAGAAGAAGCAAAAGAAUUUCGACAAGGUGUUGGCCGAAGAAAAGGCCGUGUCCGUGCAGUACGCGGAACAACGGGACGUCGCAGAACGAGAGGCGCGCGCGAUGGAAACUAGAGUAUUGUCGUUAACUCGCGAAUUGGAUGAGCUUAGCGAAAAAGUCGAAGAAUUGGAGCGAGGUCGCAGAGGACUGCAGUCUGAGUUGGACGAGUUGGUUAAUAAUCAGGGUACUGCCGACAAGAACGUCCACGAGUUGGAGAAGGCGAAACGUGCACUUGAGUCGCAACUGGCUGAACAGAAAUCGCAGGUGGAGGAGCUGGAGGACGAGUUACAAUUCACGGAGGACGCCAAGCUGCGGCUGGAAGUAAACAUGCAAGCGUUGCGCGCUCAGUUCGAGCGCGAUCUACAGACCAAGGAGGAACAAGCCGAAGAGAAACGCAGAGGACUUGUGAAGCAGUUGCGUGACUUUGAAGCGGAGCUUGAGGACGAGAGAAAACAACGCGCCGCGGCUAUCGCGCAGCGCAAGAAGAUGGAAGCGGAUUACAAGGACAUUGAACAACAGUUGGAGAUGCAUAAUAAGGUAAAGGAGGACGCGCUCAAGCAAUUGAAAAAACUGCAAGCGCAGAUCAAGGAUUGCACCAGAGAGACCGAAGAAGCCAGAGCCGCUAGAGACGAAUUGGCGGCUGCGUCCAAGGAAAACGAGAGAAAGGUUAAGAGCCUGGAAGCAGAUCUGAUGCAGUUGACCGAAGACUUUGCUAGUAGCGAACGUGCCAGAAGAACUGCUGAAAAUGAGCGAGAUGAGCUACAGGAGGAGGUCAACAACAAUGCUAACAAAGGCACUCUGAUGUUGGACGAGAAACGUAGACUAGAAGCGAGAAUCGCCACUCUGGAGGAGGAAUUGGAGGAAGAGCAGUCGAACGCUGAGAUCGUGAUGGAUCGUGCCAGAAAGGGUCAGAUCAUGAUUGAGCAACUGACAACGGACCUCGCCACCGAACGUUCCACCACACAAAAGUUGGAGUCACACAAGACGUUACUGGAGAGACAGAAUAAGGAAUUGAAGGCCAAGCUAACCGAGCUAGAAACCGCACAACGUGCCAAGACUAAGGCCACGAUACAGCAGCUUGAAUCGAAGAUCAAUAGCUUGGAUGAACAGCUCGAGAUCGAAGCCAAGGAAAGAUUCGCCCAGCAGAAAAUCAAUCGUAAACUAGAGAAGAAACUGAAGGACCUGAGCUUGCAACUGGAGGAGGAAAGACGAAAUUCCGAUCAAUACAAGGAGCAGGCGGAAAAGGUUAACACCAGGAUGAAGACGUUGAAGAGACAAUUAGACGAGGCAGAGGAGGAGAUCAGUAGGCAUAAGACCAUGAAACGGAAAGCGCAGAGAGACAUGGACGACAUGAUAGAAUCUCACGAGGAGCUCACACGGGAGCUGACGCAGUUAAAGAAUAAAUUAAGGUGUCAAGAGAGAAAAAACGAUUGGUAUCCUACCUGAGAGUUUUUUGCUAGGAAACAAUCCCAUUAGUCCCCAGUGUGCUACAGCGCGGCGGCCCUCCAAUAAGCAGUCUGAGCUCUUCCUCGAGACUCAAACGUGGUUCCGUGCAGACCGGCGGCUCCGGCGACGAUUCGACGACACAGGACGAGAGCAUCGACGGCGAGGAAAACGUUAAUUGAGUAAUGGAGUUGGCCCAGUGUGCUCUCGAACCUCUGUGAAUUCUGUACAUACGUCCGUCGAGAGGGUGGUUGGCUUUUCUGUUCGACGAUUCGACGCGUAACACGGAUCAACUGACGUCUCGCCGCGUCCGCGAGUACGACCAGCUCCACGAUCAAAAUCAAAAGUCAUUUCGACAAUUUCCCGCGGCGUUUCCGGCCUUAAGAUUAAUCGUGACGAGAUAAUGAUCGUCUCCCGUGAGAGUUCAGUUAAUUGACACGCAGUAGUAGUGCCGAUGGCGAGUAAGGUAGAUUAAUAGAGAAAGAGAGAGAGAGCCAAAGGGCGCGAAACAGCGAGAAAAAUAAGAAAGGAUUAGUCGAAUACUGAGGAGAGAGAGGACUUUUGAUACAUUUUAUAUAGUACGAACGCAAAUGUUGAUCGUAUUUUACGUAUAUAUAUAUAAAUAUAUAAAAAGAGAAUGUGAGGGAGAGAGAGAUUGAAAGAGAGAGAAAGAGACAGAGAGAACGAGAGAGAGAGAGAGGGAUAAAAUAAAUUCUGUAGAAGGAAAACUUAAUCAUGAUGAAUUUAUUAAGGACUUAUUUAACGAAACUUAAAGCGCCACUUUCGCACGGAGAGAUAAAAAAAUAUUGAGAAACGGCAAGUGCGCUUUCUACUUCGACGUAGUCUCUCGCUUGAUUUCCUCGAGCUGCCGGACCAGACCGAGACUCGCGAGAUCCAACGGAGUCUUGCGGUCCUUAUUGGUGAUCGUUGGGUCCGCGCCGUUCGCCGCCAGCAGCUUCGCCUCAUCCACGCGGUCCUCCUCGCAAGCGAGAUGCAACGGCGUAUUACCAUACGCGUCCCUCCGAUCUGAAAGCGACGACGACGACGACGACGACGACGACAGCGUGUAAAUGAAACGAAACGAGAUUGUGCAGUGUCGUCGGCAUGAACGAAAACUUGUACACUUGGUUUCAAUACAGUUCGAAUACCUUUUUUUCGUCAUGCACGUUGGAAAAAUUAAUGACUUAAUAAGAGAACAUAACUACAUGACUUUUGAAUUAAGUGAAAAUAAGUUCAUUACUCUCCCUCCUGCCCCCCCAACGGCUGCGUUCAAAACUGCAUUAAGGAAAAAGUAUUCAACCCGUAUUGAAGCAAAAUGUACAUUUAGGUUAUACUAUCAGAUAUAUAUAUGCGUAUGUGUAUGUAUAUAUUUGAUAUUUUAUAUAUUAUUAUAUUGUAAUUGCGCUGCGUGCGCGAAUGCAUUUCAAUAACAGACACACAGACACAAAUCGCCAGACACAUACACACGUACACAUAUACUGAGAGGGAAAGAGGAGAAGGCGUAUAUUCCGCUACCUACCUAUAUCCAAAUUCUUCCCGUACUCUACGAGGAGCUUCACGAUGGCCGUGUUGCCUUUCGAGGCGGACCUGUGCAGAGGCGUGGCGCCCCGUUUGUCCGCGAUGUUCACGUCGGCGUCCUUCUCGAGCAACGCCACGCAGAUGGACUUCCAAUUCUUCGACGCGGCGUACUGUAGAGCCGAGUGACCGUCGACCGUCGUCGCGUUCACGUUCGCUCCCUCGUUCAGCAGCGUGUUGACGACCUUCUCGCGACCGGCAGACGCCGCCAGGAUCAGCGGAGUCAUGUCUGUCUGCGUUUUACGAAACAGACCGUUUGAGCGGUCUCACGUAGAUUUGUCUCGUUGCAGUAAGGCUCGAGGACCGGCCGGUGGCAAACGAAAACGAAGCUUUUUGCUCGCGACUUUGUGCGUCACGCGUAGAAACGAGACGAUAAGUAAUGCGGAUUGUAACAGUGCGCGAUGCAUUUCGGGCGUACGCUUUAUACUUAUUUUCUUAUAAGUUUUUCUUUUUCUUUUUUCUUAUAAAUGAUCUAUGGAAAAAUUAUAAUAUAAUUAUAUAUAUACAUAUGUCAUCAAGUGUGUAUGUGUUAUUAAGAUUUCCAUCUUUUUUUUCGAUGCGUUUGCGAUCGACGAUCGUUUCUUUAUUCCGGUUGAGAAGUAAAGGGAAUUAUUGUGUAAAACUCUGUUCUCGAGAAUGCUAGGGCUUUGUUCAAAUGAGUUUGCUUUGUAAACGUUUUUCGAAUCGAUUGAAAAUUAAGAGACACACCGCAAGUUUUGCGAUUUUUGUCAAGAUGUAUUUAUCCUUUUGAGACACACAAGAAUGGACUCGAUUUAAACGUAGAUACACUCUCCUGAAGCGUAAUGGAAAAUUCGUAAUAAUUAUCAAAUAUUUUAUAAUGUAUUUUGAUAAUAAAAGUUCUUUUCACAGUUGCAUAUAA
Messenger RNA from Odontomachus brunneus, 8961 nucleotides. RefSeq names its product myosin heavy chain, non-muscle (gene zip). Gene Ontology annotation, cellular component: myosin complex. The transcript has 11 exons. Bases 657 to 6509 code for a protein of 1950 amino acids. Gene Ontology annotation, molecular function: actin filament binding; cytoskeletal motor activity; ATP binding. The record is from RefSeq and is a predicted model, not a curated record. Lineage: Eukaryota; Metazoa; Arthropoda; Insecta; Hymenoptera; Formicidae.